This is a messenger RNA of Knipowitschia caucasica, 693 nucleotides long. The record is from the annotation of a GenBank genome assembly. NCBI's taxonomy places the organism in Eukaryota, Metazoa, Chordata, Actinopteri, Gobiiformes, Gobiidae.
AUGUCCAUUCUGAGGGCCGGUUGCCGUGGUGACGAUGGAGGCGGGUCCAGUGGUUCCAUGGAGCAGGCGCCAAUCAAGAGCUGCCGGUGCCACUGCGAAACCGCGGAGUCCGAGCCGGAGCGUCUGACGGCGGGAGUGGAAAUGACGGUGUGGAGCCAGCGGGACUGUCCCGGCUCGGCACAGCGAGGAAGAGGAGGAGGAGGCAGGAAGAGGGAAAGAGCCGUGGCCAACCUCAUUACCUCCUGCCUCAGUCUGUUGAUGCCUCAGACGUCUCUCUCAGCUGCGAAGGACCUGAGUAACUGGUCUUCGGCUCCAGCUCGUGGCUCAGAGCUGGAGCCGCGAAGGCAAUGUCUGCUCCUCCCGCGGGACGCAGACCUUCAGCGGCCGAUGACCUCAUCUUCUCCUCGCUCGCUUCAUGUCGAGGCCGCGGUGGAUGACGCUAUUGUGGAGCAGGGGCAAGAGCCGGAGCAGGAGCAGGAGCCGGAGCAGGAGCCGGAGCAGGAGCAGGAGCCGGAGCCGGAGCCGGAGCAGGAGCCGGAGCCGGAGCCGGAGCCGGAGCAGGAGCCAGAGCAGGAGCCGGAGCCGGAGCCGGAGCCGGAGCCGGAGCAGGAGCCGGAGCCGGAGCCGGAGCAGGAGCCGGAGCAGGAGCCGGAGCAGGACCCGGAGCAGGAGCCGGAGCCGGAGCAGGAGUAG